Molecule: messenger RNA, 681 nt
Organism: Maniola jurtina (meadow brown)
Lineage: Eukaryota; Metazoa; Arthropoda; Insecta; Lepidoptera; Nymphalidae
Gene: Taf13
Product: transcription initiation factor TFIID subunit 13-like
Exons: 4
Coding region: 128-520 (130 amino acids)
Biological process (GO): transcription by RNA polymerase II
Cellular component (GO): transcription factor TFIID complex
Molecular function (GO): protein heterodimerization activity
Source: RefSeq, a predicted model, not a curated record
AUUUUAAUUUCAUGUUUUGUAAUUUGUUUGGUACUUGGUAGAACAGAAUCUAGUGAGAAUCAUUAAAAUUACUAUAAAGCAUAAAUAGGCGCUCUGAAAACCACCAAGCGGAUUCGAAAGUUUUAAUAUGACUACUCCUACACCAGACAAUCAAGAUCAAUUUGACCAAUUCGAUGAUGAAGAUACUGAUCAACAAUUGGGAGCAACAGCAUCCGGUAGAAAAAGAUUAUUCAGUAAGGAGCUGCGAUGCAUGAUGUAUGGUUUUGGUGACGAUCGGAAUCCUUACACGGAAAGUGUUGAUUUUCUAGAAGACCUUGUUAUCGAAUUUAUUACGGAAACUACUCACAGGGCAAUGGAAGUUGGUAGAACAGGCAGAGUUCAGGUUGAAGACAUUAUCUUUCUUGUGCGAAAAGACCCCCGUAAAUAUGCAAGAGUAAAAGACCUGCUUACCAUGAAUGAGGAACUUAAGAAGGCUAGAAAAGCCUUUGAUGAAGUUAAAUAUGUUGAAGACCAACAAUAACUUUGGUGGUCGUCACUCUCAGUCUGAUGAUGCAAGUAACAAAAUUACCUAUUGACACAUUGCUUUUGUGUUUUGCACUGUAUGUACUAAAGCUGUUAAUAACAAUAUUGUGCUUUGUGUGUCAUUGUGAUCUGCUAAUAAAUGUUCAGCACUAACUAACA